GGAAGAAAAACAAAUCGGUAGACACUUCAGAGUUCAGAGUCCCUUAUCGCUUGUUGAAGAAGCUGUUCUUGUACGCCAUGGAAACGAAAGAGGAGGAGGUUGUAGAAAACGCUAUGACUUUCAUAGCUAGAAUAUUUAACGAAAUUAUCAGUAGCCCGCUAAAUUUGGCUCUUUUGGGCGCCAUCGGAUAUGUCGCUUACAAAAUUGUUGCCACUCAAAUGGAAGAGAGAAAAGUUAAACCCGAAGAACCUCCUUUACCGAAGCUUAGAAAACAAGACAUGACUAUGGAGCAGCUAAAACAGUACAAUGGAACUGGACCUGAAGGCAGAGUUUUGGUAGCUGUCAAUGGGAAAGUCUUCGAUGUCACCAAAGGUAAACGUUUCUACGGUCCUGGCGGCCCUUACGCAGCAUUUGCCGGACGGGAUGCUUCUCGUGGUCUUGCCACCUUUUCAGUUGCUGCAUCUGAUGACUUUGAUGAUCUGGCUGACCUCACCCCUGUUCAGAAAGAAUCUGUAAAAGAAUGGGAAACACAGUUCACUGAAAAAUACGAAUAUAUCGGACGACUAUUGAGACCCGGAGAAUUGUCACGAAACUACUCAGAUGGAGAAACAGAAGGGGAAAGUAGCGAGGAAGAAGAGGACGCAGCUUCAUCUCGGCCGAAAGCUGAAUAAAAGACCCUCAGUGAUUUUCUUACCAUGUGUAUAGUUGGUGUAUUUUUAUUGUCUUUGAGAAAAGGUGAAAUUGUGCCCUCAAUUUUCCAUCUCAUAUUUCUUGCUUCUUUAAAAGGAUUCAGAGUAAAAAUUUGGCAGUUAAAUAGCUGUUCUACACAUUUCAAGCUUAUUUUUUCAUAACUCUUUAGUUGGAAACUUAUUUUGUUCAUUUGUGUACUAGGUCCAUAAUAAAAGGUGCCAUUGUUUGAUGCACACUAUA
Molecule: messenger RNA, 930 nt
Organism: Daphnia pulicaria
Lineage: Eukaryota; Metazoa; Arthropoda; Branchiopoda; Diplostraca; Daphniidae
Product: membrane-associated progesterone receptor component 1-like
Exons: 4
Coding region: 78-671 (197 amino acids)
Cellular component (GO): endomembrane system; membrane
Source: RefSeq, a predicted model, not a curated record